AUGUUCAAGAGAAUGGCCGAAUUUGGGCCUGACUCCGGAGGGAGAGUGAAGGGUGUUACUAUUGUGAAACCUAUAGUUUAUGGUAAUGUUGCUCGAUAUUUUGGAAAGAAAAGAGAAGAAGAUGGACAUACCCAUCAAUGGACAGUAUAUGUAAAACCAUAUAGAAAUGAGGAUAUGUCAGCAUAUGUGAAGAAAAUUCAGUUUAAAUUACAUGAAAGCUAUGGCAAUCCUUUAAGAGUUGUUACUAAGCCUCCAUAUGAAAUUACCGAAACAGGAUGGGGUGAAUUUGAAAUAAUCAUCAAAAUAUUUUUCAUUGAUCCUAAUGAAAGACCUGUAACCUUGUAUCAUUUACUAAAGCUGUUUCAAUCAGACACCAAUGCAAUGCUUGGGAAAAAGACAGUGGUUUCAGAAUUUUAUGAUGAAAUGAUAUUUCAAGACCCAACAGCAAUGAUGCAACAAUUAUUAACAACAUCUCGGCAGCUUACAUUAGGAGCCUAUAAGCAUGAAACAGAGUUUGCAGAACUUGAAGUGAAAACACGAGAAAAAUUAGAAGCUGCCAAGAAAAAAACCAGCUUUGAAAUUGCAGAGCUUAAAGAGAGAUUAAAAGCAAGUCGUGAAACCAUAAAUUGCUUAAAAAAUGAAAUCAGGAAACUUGAAGAAGAUGAUCAAACAAAAGAGAUAUGA
This is a messenger RNA of Chrysochloris asiatica (Cape golden mole), 684 nucleotides long. RefSeq names its product YEATS domain containing 4 (gene YEATS4). The coding region runs from base 1 to 684 and encodes 227 amino acids. The transcript is spliced from 7 exons. Gene Ontology annotation, biological process: regulation of DNA-templated transcription. NCBI's taxonomy places the organism in Eukaryota, Metazoa, Chordata, Mammalia, Afrosoricida, Chrysochloridae. The record is from RefSeq and is a predicted model, not a curated record.